Molecule: messenger RNA, 1629 nt
Organism: Folsomia candida
Lineage: Eukaryota; Metazoa; Arthropoda; Collembola; Entomobryomorpha; Isotomidae
Exons: 1
Coding region: 1-1629 (542 amino acids)
Molecular function (GO): nucleic acid binding; zinc ion binding
Source: RefSeq, a predicted model, not a curated record
AUGGAACUUACCAUCAGGCUCAGAAAAUUGCAAUCUCUGCAGACGACGAUCAGAGAACAUGAUGAAAAAGUGCUCACCCAGAUGUUGGAUGAUAACUGUACGGCGGAGGCUUAUACGGAAGAAAGUGCAGCAAAUGAAGAAUAUUCAGACAAAAUUAGUGCAGCUAUUUUGAAAAUUGAAAAGGUUCUUGAUGCAGAAAUCCGUCCACUAAGCCCAAGUCCUGCCAGCAGUUAUACCACAGCGAACGGUGAACGUGUAAGAAGAAAUAUGACUUUUAAACUUCCCAAGAUUCAACUUCAGAAAUUCAGCGGCGAUACAAAGGAAUGGUUGGGAUGGUGGUCGCAGUUUAAGAAGAUCGACGAAGAUGAAGAGCUCCAUGCAAGUGACAAAUUUCAGUACCUACUACAGAGUACGGUAUCUGGGUCAAGGGCACGUGGACUGGUCGAAAGCUUCCCAAUGACGACAGAAAACUACCCAAAGGCCAUCACCGCUUUGAAGGAAAGAUUUGGGAAAGAGAAGUUCCUUCAGCAAGUGUAUGUGAGAGAGCUACUUCGGCUGGUUAUCACAACCGCAAAAUCAAAGGAAGUAGUCGUGCUCUCCAAACUUUAUGAUGACAUUGAGACUCAAUUAAGGGCAUUGGAGUCUUUAGGAAUUAAGGCGGAGCAGUCGACCCAGUUCCUGUUUCCUAUGGUGGAAUCCUGCCUCCUAAAAGAAAUCCUACUCGUUUGGCAAAGAAGUCCUCUUCGUAAACAAGAUGGGUCACAGCUUAACCCGAAGAAAAAUGAAUUGGAUUUUCUAAUGGAGUUUCUUCGAGAAGAAGUGGAGGGCGAGGAGAAUAGAAAGCUGGUGCGAUCCGGUUUCGAUGCAGCCAUCAAGGGAAAGGAAAAGAACAAGAAGAAGGGUCAAUUGGAGAAGAAUGAAGAAUUCCCCACUGCUGCCGGUCUUUAUUCAGGUCAACAAGUUGAACAGUGUGUUUUUUGUGGAAAAUCUAACCACAAAAGCCAGAAGUGUUUCAAAGCGCAGAAGAUGCCACUCGAGGAGAAGAAGAUCCUGGUUAAAGAAAAUGAGGGAUGCUUCAUCUGCCUAGGAAGGGGUCAUAUUGCGAAGAAGUGUAAAGCGUCGGUGUCAUGUCGUGUGUGCAAGAGUAAUCAUCAUGAAGUAAUGUGUUCUCAAGUCGAGAAGGAUGAUCAACAGGACAACUCGUACACGUUUAUUUCCACCGAUGCAGCUCAAACAAACAUCCAAUGCCAGAGUGAUGUUUUGUUGAAGACAGUGCUAGUGAAAGUCGGCUGUCAAGAAAAGAAAGAAGAUCGUGUUGUCAGGCUGCUUUUUGACGAAGGAAGUCAAAGAAGUUACAUAACCUACAGCACUGCAAAAGCCAUCAGAAGCAAGCCAAUGGGAUCAGAAUUCUCCAGAAAUGUGCUGUUCGAUGGUUCCGUUACUGAUGUUGGGCAAGUUUAUAAGCAUCACAUUUUGCUCAGAAGUCUGUACGGAAGAAAUCAAGUCAAAGUGGUUUUGAGAGAGAAGCCAAUUAUUGGAGGGAUAGUGCCAAGAGUUCAAAAUGGUCCAUGGAUUCAAGAGUUGAAAGCCAAGGGGAUCUUGCUCUCGGACUAUACGAUCAAUUUAUAA